UUUUUUGGGAACUCUGAAAAGUAUACAGUAACUGACUGGGUUUUUUUGUUACGAUAUUUAGAAAAAUACAGCCAUGUCUCGCACGUUGAACUGUAUCGUUGCCAUUUGUCCUAAUAUGGGAAUAGGCAACGAAGGAAAUUUACCUUGGCAUCCAAAACGACUUAGUAAGGAAUUUAAACACUUCCAGAAGAUGACAGUGACGCCUACGGUGGAAGGUAAGCAGAACGUCGUGAUUAUGGGUCGGAAGACGUGGUUCUCAAUUCCAGAACGGAACAGACCCCUGAAAAACAGGAUCAAUAUUGUUCUCAGCAGAGAGUUGAACGCACCCCCAGAAGGUGCACACCACCUGGCCUCUGAUUUCAGUUCAGCGCUCCGCCUCCUGGACACCGCGGAGCUUGCAGAGCAGGCUGACCAGGUGUGGGUCAUCGGUGGAACCUCCCUGUACAAGGAAGCCAUGGAGACCCCCUGCCUGCGCAGGCUCUUCGUGACUCGCGUCCGGCAGCAGUUCGACUGCGACACCUUCCUGCCCGAAAUCAGCCUGGAAAACUACCGCCUGCUGCCCAGUUUCCCAGAAGUACCAGAAGGUGUACAAGAGGAAAAUGGGAUUCAGUACCAUUUUGAGGUGUAUGAAAGCAUUAAAAACUAGCACUGACUGACACAAUCUCCGACACACUGCCAUACCUUCAUAUCAAGGCCACAGAGAUGUGCUGAUAAAGGAAUAGUGUGGCUCACAGUUUGGUUGUACUAUAAUUAUGCACUUUUGUUUAAAUAAAAGAUCCCGUUCCAGUU
Molecule: messenger RNA, 789 nt
Organism: Anguilla anguilla (European eel)
Lineage: Eukaryota; Metazoa; Chordata; Actinopteri; Anguilliformes; Anguillidae
Product: dihydrofolate reductase-like
Exons: 6
Coding region: 74-646 (190 amino acids)
Biological process (GO): dihydrofolate metabolic process; tetrahydrofolate biosynthetic process; glycine biosynthetic process
Cellular component (GO): mitochondrion
Molecular function (GO): dihydrofolate reductase activity; NADP binding
Source: RefSeq, a predicted model, not a curated record